CUCUCGGCGCUUCGCCGCUCUGCUCGUCUAGAAAUCUCACCCCGCCCUCCCCUCCCUCCAUCUCCAUCUCAAUCAGUGCCCAAACCGCACAACAAGAGCAGAGGACGUUCAUUCGCGUCUGCGGUAGUGACCGAGGCCGUUCCUUUGCCGCUCUCCCCGGCCGGUACACCGACCUCCCAGACGGAUCAGCGGCGGAGUUGCGCGCCGCUCCUCCCGCUCUGCCCGCCAGCCAGCAGCCCCGCGUCGUGCCGCUCCGCGCCGGGUCGGUCCGGUCGCUGCUUCCUCCUCCUCCCCCUCUUUGGAGAGCAGGUUAUUCCCUGGAAGCUGGAUGAAUUAUUGGAGAGUUGUGAACAAGUGCGAGAAGAACGCUGAGGCUCCGGGAUCUGCCUCCUCGCUCCGUCCAGGGAAGACAAGACUCCGCCAGAGUUGUGGACGAUAAUGGAGGGGACGUCCCUGUAUCUUCCUAUUGUUAUUUUACUGAUGCAAUGUUCUCCCUCCGUUGCCGUCACCGUGACGACCAACAGUUAUAAGGUGGAGGUGAACGAGUUCUCAGAUGCCGUGCUGUCCUGCAUAUUCCGCACCGAGAAAGACCAGAACCCACGCAUCGAGUGGAAGAAGAAGGGGAAAGAUGUCUCCUUUGUGUACUAUAACGAACGCUUCAGAGGUCCCUUCGAGGGCCGAGCGACCAUCGACGGGGCGACGGUGACGCUGCGCAGGGUGACCCAGGAAGACGCUGGAGACUACCGAUGUGAGAUUAGCGCUCCUCUGGACUCGGUCAGCCUGGGCGAGGCCAACGUCACGCUCAAAGUGUUCGUGCCGCCAAACACUCCGUCCUGUGACAUCCCCAGCUCAGCGGUGACGGGCUCAACGGUGAAGCUGCGUUGUCGGGACCAGCAGAGCAUCCCGCCUGCAACGUACUCCUGGUUCAAGGACAACCAGCCAAUCAGCCAGCCCCGCCACGCCAACGCCACCUAUCUAAUCGACUCAUACACUGGAGUGCUGGAGUUUAAAGCCGUCGCCAAAGAGGACACCGGCCGGUACAGCUGCCUGGCGUCGAACGGAGUGGGAUCGCCCAAGAUGUGCGAGGGCAAACGCAUGACGAUAGAGGAUGUAAACGUCACGGCGGUGGUAGCAGCGGUGGUGGUGGUCUGCCUGGUGGUGGUCGUCUGCGGAUGCGGGGGUUACCUCCUCCACCGUAACGGCUUCUUCACCCCAGGACACAGAGGAAGGUCAUUUUGGAUCUCCCAGUGUCACGGUGCAGCCCACAUCAGCAGCCAAACCCUGCACAGAACCGAAGACACGUCCAAUGUCAACUACAUUCCUCCACCCCAAGAGCCGCAGGACUUCAAACACACGCAGUCAUUCAUGCUCUGAGAAGCUGGCCUUCCUCUGAGGAUAAAUCACCCUUUGUGAUAAGGUGCCAACACUGGACUGAUUUAUUUUUCUCUUGAUCUUCCAAUAAAUUUCAAUCCUCCUCCUGACACUUCUUAAAGCAAUUUUUUUUUUUUUUUCUCACAAGGCCUCAUGCUUUUGCUGUGUAGUUUUGCCUCUUUUCACUCAUGGGAUUAAGUACAAUUUCAUGGUACUCUGCUCCCCCCUGGUGGUCAGACAUAGAACUUCAUCUUCUCUGACCGAUCCAGGCACCAGUAUAUGUUUCGCCAACUUUUGCUUUUUUUUUCUUUUACUUAAAAAUUUGAAUCAUGACAGGGGGAAAUCUUAAAGCCAUAGGGAAAGAAUCUCAGUUCAAUCUACUAAAUGCAGUUUACCUCAGUCAGUAUUUUGUCUUCUCCAACACUGAGGCCACUGAAGAUCCUCACGAUCUUAGUAACAACAGGAAGCCAAUCAUACCAAGAGACCGAACCCCAUUCCAUCCUAAUGUGCCUGCAUGGUCUUUUUGAUAAAUAUAUAUAUACUGUAUACCUUGUGCCUUUUUAAUUUGUCUGUCAUAUUUAUCUAUGGAUCACAGUUUUUUGUAAAGAACUUGCCUUACUUUUUUCUGUCUUUAUAUUUUUGUGCCACUCUUUAUCAAUGUUUAUCAAAUGGAGUGUCUGUUUUUAAACUGUGUGAAUGAAUUGUUCAGAGUUUUAUUUGAAUGGUGUAUCAGUAAUAAAAGUUUUUUCUACUCAAAGCCAAA
This is a messenger RNA of Acanthochromis polyacanthus (spiny chromis), 2134 nucleotides long. RefSeq names its product junctional adhesion molecule 2a (gene jam2a). Bases 439 to 1374 code for a protein of 311 amino acids. Gene Ontology annotation, biological process: leukocyte tethering or rolling. The record is from RefSeq and is a predicted model, not a curated record. The transcript is spliced from 11 exons. NCBI's taxonomy places the organism in Eukaryota, Metazoa, Chordata, Actinopteri, Pomacentridae. Gene Ontology annotation, cellular component: cell surface; protein complex involved in cell adhesion; tight junction.